This is a messenger RNA of Anastrepha obliqua, 2064 nucleotides long. RefSeq names its product endothelin-converting enzyme-like 1. The transcript has a single exon. Gene Ontology annotation, cellular component: plasma membrane. Gene Ontology annotation, biological process: protein processing. Lineage: Eukaryota; Metazoa; Arthropoda; Insecta; Diptera; Tephritidae. Gene Ontology annotation, molecular function: metalloendopeptidase activity. Bases 1 to 2064 code for a protein of 687 amino acids. The record is from RefSeq and is a predicted model, not a curated record.
AUGUCAAGCAUUUACCAGACUUUGGUGCUGUUGCUGCUGCUGCUGCUGCUGCAAAUACGUGGAAAAAUCACCUUAGCCAAGCCAGCUGCGCCACAGUACAGCAAUGCAACACUGCAACUCGCGCGUGGCAUACAAAUGGCGGCAUAUAUGGAUGUGGAUGUCAAUCCAUGUGAUGAUUUCUACAAUUGGGCCUGUGGGCAUUGGUCGCUUAGCCACCCAGCUGCGGCAUCAAAGCGCAAAACCUCAUUCGUGGGACUAUUGGAAAAUUUGUAUGUGAGCAAAUGCGCGGCGGCACUACAAAAGCCCAGCAAUAGCAAUGACGCAGCUGCGGCCGAUGUAUAUUUGGAUAAUUUGCUGAAAGCGGUAUUUGAUUCAUGCCACGAUACUAAGGCAAUAAACACCGUGGGCUAUGCACCCAUUUGGGAUGCCUUGGAGCUGCAGGGUGGCUGGCCGUUCACCAUCGACGAUGAGUGGUUCGAAAAUGAGUACGACUGGCUUAAGACUGUGGUGUUGGCCAAACGUAAAUUCAAUGCUGACGUGUUUAUUGCCUUCGAAGUGGUGAAGGACCUGCAACAUCCUGAGAUAAAUCGCAUGCAAUUAGGUGCGCCAGAGCUAGCGUUGAAUGAGAGCGAAGCAGAAUUUAGUGAAAAUUACGUGAGGCAGCGUGAAAAUUAUCAAGCGCACAUAGCGGAAAAACUACAGCAACUCUUUCCGGAAAUGCCGAAUGGUUGGUCCGAGGAAGUCGCCUCACAGGUGAUACAAGUCGAAGAGAAGUUGCUCAAGGCAUUGCCCAAUGCAACCAAUGCCGAAGCACCACUUGACCGCUACGUUGCUGAACUGAAGGUGUCUUACGGCAAUUUUGUGGACUUGAGCCGCUAUCUGCAACUAAUGUUCGAUCGUCCGAUUAACGAAAAAGUCUAUGAAACGCCGAAAGGUUACUUCAAAAACCUUGUCGAUGUCAUACGACUCACGCCCAAGCUGACGCUGGCCAAUUACACGCUCUGGAAAGUUUUGGAUCAAUUCGAUUUGGGUGGCAGCAAAGAGUUUUGCGUACGCAAGCUGAUGCAUUUUCUGCCACAUGAAUUAGAUUACUUCUACUAUCGCAACUAUGAGGAGCCCGGUUUGUUCAAGGAGUUGCAGACACUUUUUCAUAAUGUCAAAUACAAUCUUUACGAUGAGUUGCAGACCUCGCCGCGCUUCAGUUGGAUCUCACCGCAUACGCUGCAGAAUUUGAGAGAAAAACUACGAUCGAUGCGUGUGGAAGUUACGCAAACGCAAGAGCAGGUGGGUUUGUUUCAAGGCGACAUUAAGCCGCCCAACAUGCAAUCGAAUCAAUACUACAGCAACAUCAUCAGCCUGCUGGAAUGGCAAAAUGAGAAGCGGCUUUUCAAAUUGCAUCAAGGCGCUGCCCUACUCAAUACGCCACAAAAUCACACGCAACGCAACGCACAAAAUAUGCUACCCUCUUACAAUUCACGCACCAAUACCGUGCAAUUACCAGUCGUUUUCCUGCAGUCACGCUUCUUCUGGGAUCCUGUCUAUCCUGUAGCGCUCAAGCAUGGCACAUUCAGCUUCUUACUGGCGCAACAAAUUGUGCGCGGUCUAAGCGAUGAUGAGAGCGAAACCGAUCGGCAUAAAGUGUGGGAUAUUCCCUCUGAAUUGGCGUUCGCAAAACGUGCCAGCUGUUAUGCCCAGCAGACGCAGUAUGCAGCGAAGGAGUUCCGCGGCCGAAAUGUGAACGAUCGCGAGCGCCUAAAGACGGCGCUCAUAGACAAUGGCGGUCUCGCCAUCGCUUUUCGCGCAUAUGAGAAGGCGCUGCGUGUCACAGGGGAGCGUGAACCAGGCGUACUGCCACGAUUGCCCAUCACGCAUAUGCAGCAGUUUUUCCUCGCUUACGCGCAGCUCUUCUGUGCUGAUAAUGCUGCGGAAUUGCCGGAAUAUGACGUCCUGCCGGAAGCGUUGCGUGUAAAUGGCGCGGUUGCGAAUCUGGCCGAGUUUGCAAAGGAGUUCAAAUGUAGCGGCGAGAGUAAACUGAAGCCUAAGGAGAGGUGUAUAAUUUUUUAG